GAUCUCACCUCCUCUCCACCCCUCCUAUCUGCUGCCAGCCUCCAAACCAGAGCGCACAUCCGCCUGUGUGUGUGUGUGUGAGAGAGAGAGAGACACAGAGAGAGAGCAAGCGAGAGUGUGUGUGAGAGUGUGUGUGUGUGUAUGUGCAGACUGCACAGACGAAGGCACAAGGUAGAUUCACGGUGGAUUUCCCUGCGCAGGACUGAGCACUACUGAGCACGAGCCGAGCCGAGACCGAGCCAUGGAAGAACUGACGGCAUUCGUGUCGAAAUCUUUCGAUCAGAAAACCAAGGAGAGCAGCAAAGAGGCGAUCACGUACAGGGAAGUUUUGGAGAGCGGCUUGACGAGGGCGAGGGAGCUGGGCAGCCCGGAGACAAACCUGCAGGACAUAACGGAGAGCAGCCACUGCCCCGUGCAUCUGUUCAAGGACCACGUCGACCUGGAAAAGGAGAAACUCAAGGACUUUAGUGUUUCGAGGGCGACAGAAGGGAUUUACGAGUGUAAGGAGAAAAAGGAGGACGUGAAGUCGGAGGACGAGGACCCACAGGGCAAACUGAAGCAGCGGAGGAGUCGCACUAACUUCACCUUGGAGCAGCUGAACGAGCUGGAGCGGCUCUUCGACGAGACGCACUACCCGGACGCCUUUAUGAGAGAGGAGCUGAGUCAGCGGCUGGGACUGUCCGAGGCCAGAGUGCAGGUUUGGUUUCAGAACAGAAGAGCAAAGUGUCGAAAACAGGAAAACCAAAUGCACAAAGACAUCUUUCCCUUCACUCCAGGUGUUAUUCUGGGCAGUGGCAGUCACCUCGACGCUUGCAGAGUAGCACCCUAUGUCAAUAUGGGUGCCCUACGGAUGCCCUUCCAACAGGUCCAAGCCCAGCUCCAGUUGGAUGGAGUCACCCACUCCCACCCCCAUCUGCACCCUCACCUGACUGCUCACGCUCCCUACCUGAUGUUCCCUCCCCCUCCCUUCGGACUACCAAUCGCAUCUCUCGCAGACUCAGCCUCUGCAGCGGCAGCAGUGGCGGCAGCUGCCAAAAGCAACAGCAAGAACUCGAGCAUCGCCGACCUGCGACUCAAGGCAGGACUUCUGCGGGGCCAGUGGCUCAGUCCACUCCAGGCACAGAUCACAUCCCAAGGACCGUACAAACACAUGUGGAUGUCUGUGUGAGGGCCGGGCCGGGGCCCUGUCACACCAGAAGACGUUAGAACAAAGCAAACUGGCAGGCAG
Molecule: messenger RNA, 1228 nt
Organism: Solea solea (common sole)
Lineage: Eukaryota; Metazoa; Chordata; Actinopteri; Pleuronectiformes; Soleidae
Gene: shox
Product: shox homeobox
Exons: 6
Coding region: 242-1168 (308 amino acids)
Biological process (GO): regulation of transcription by RNA polymerase II
Cellular component (GO): nucleus
Molecular function (GO): DNA-binding transcription factor activity, RNA polymerase II-specific; sequence-specific double-stranded DNA binding
Source: RefSeq, a predicted model, not a curated record